Messenger RNA from Pistacia vera, 683 nucleotides. RefSeq names its product auxin-responsive protein SAUR72-like. The coding region runs from base 27 to 563 and encodes 178 amino acids. NCBI's taxonomy places the organism in Eukaryota, Viridiplantae, Streptophyta, Magnoliopsida, Sapindales, Anacardiaceae. Gene Ontology annotation, biological process: response to auxin. The record is from RefSeq and is a predicted model, not a curated record. The transcript has a single exon.
GAUUUGCAGGUAAUCAAAUUCAAGCCAUGGAGUCCAAGAAGUCUAACAAGAUCAGAGAUAUCGUUAGGCUUCAACAGAUCCUCAAGAAAUGGAGAAAGCUUGCAAAUUCAUCAAAAACAACAAGCGCCAUCAACAACACCAACACCAAUAGUAAUAACAAUGGAAGUAAAAGCAUCAAGUUUCUGAAAAGGACACUAUCCUUAUCAGAUAACCCAGUUCGUGAAGCAUCAAGCAAUGUUGUCCCAAAAGGGUAUCUAGCUGUUUGCGUUGGAGAAGAACUAAAGAGAUUCAUCAUCCCAACUGAGUAUUUGAGUCAUCAAGCAUUUCACAUUUUACUAAGAGAAGCUGAAGAGGAAUUUGGGUUUCAACAAACAGGUGUUCUCAGGAUUCCUUGUCAAGUAUCUGUUUUCGAGAAUAUUGUGAAGCUGGUGGAGGAAAAGAAAGAUACGUUCUUCGAGCAGGAAUGCUGGUUCAAUGUGGAUGAUAGUAAGAGUUAUUGCUCAUCAGAAUGCCCACUAACUCCAUCUCAUCAUCCUCAUCCUCAAAGUCCAAUGUGCAGAUAGUUUUUUUUUUUUCCCCCCUUCUCUUCUAAGUCAUAUUGAACUUUUUGUUCUUUUUUUUACUUCUUUUGUUGAUUGCGGCCAUGUAUGAGAGAUAGAGAAUGAUCAAUAAGAUGAUGUAGA